This is a messenger RNA of Naegleria lovaniensis, 375 nucleotides long. RefSeq lists its product as uncharacterized. The record is from RefSeq and is a predicted model, not a curated record. Lineage: Eukaryota; Heterolobosea; Eutetramitea; Acrasida; Naegleriidae. The transcript has a single exon. The coding region runs from base 1 to 375 and encodes 124 amino acids.
AUGUUCAAGUCCUUAGAAUUUUCCAAUCAAACUUCUGAUUUUCAAUUACCUCGAGAACGUCCUUCAUCGACAAGAAGUUCGUGGGGUUUUCGAUCCUCUUCCAAUCUCAAAGAAAAAACAGUGAAAUUUGUGAGGCGAGACGAUUAUCGACAUUUAAAUCUGAGUAUUUAUCCCAAGACUGGUCUCUUAUUGCGAGUGCUGAGAGAGGAAUUUGAGGAUGAUCGAUUAUCGUACUUUCUGGAUCCAGUGACGAAAAAAGAAGUCUCCUAUGAAGAUUUGUCCAAGUUAGAGGUUGUGUUAGUGUUGGAAGAUGCCGAUGUUGUUGAGUAUAUGGUGCAUUGUUAUAACAAAAGUUUGAGUAAUAGCAUGUUCUAA